Messenger RNA from Gloeophyllum trabeum ATCC 11539, 3735 nucleotides. RefSeq lists its product as uncharacterized. NCBI's taxonomy places the organism in Eukaryota, Fungi, Basidiomycota, Agaricomycetes, Gloeophyllales, Gloeophyllaceae. Bases 1 to 3735 code for a protein of 1244 amino acids. The record is from RefSeq and is a predicted model, not a curated record. Gene Ontology annotation, molecular function: metal ion binding; ATP binding. The transcript has 18 exons.
AUGGCCCCCAACUUCGACUACUCCAAGCACAAGCUGCUCGUGGCCAACCGCGGGGAGAUAGCCGUACGCGUCUUGCGCACCGCCGCGCGUCUUGGGCUCCGCACCGUCAGCAUCUACACCCCGUCGGACGCGCUCGCCCCUCACGUCUCCCUCGCCUCCGAAGCCUACCCCAUCGCGUCUCCCGAGCCCCCCCACGCCCCCCUCCCCGACGCCCAGGGUUACCUUUCGGCUGCCGCGAUCGUCGCCAUUGUCAAGGCGACCGGCGCGACGCUCGUGCAUCCCGGGUACGGCUUCCUCUCCGAGAACACGGAUUUUGCGAGGAUGGUCAAGGAGGCGGGGGCGACGUUCCUCGGCCCGCAGGCGGAGGUCGUCGAGAUGAUGGGCCUGAAGCACGAGGCGCGCAGGAAGGCGCUGGAGGCGGGCGUACCCGUCGUGCCCGGGACCGAGGGGCUCGUGGGGAGCCUGGCGGAGGCGCUGGAGGUCGCGAAGGACAAGGUCGGAUACCCCGUCAUGCUCAAGAGCACGGCCGGCGGUGGGGGCAUGGGCAUCGUGGUGUGCGCGGACGAGAAGGAGCUGAGGGACAGAUUCGAGGGUACAAGGGCACGAGCGCAGGCACUCUUCCACAACCCGGGACUGUUCAUCGAGCGGUAUUUCCCCGCAGCGAGACAUAUCGAGGUGCAGGUCUUCGGCAACGGGCUCGGCGACGCCGUCCACUUUGGCGAGCGCGAGUGCAGCGUGCAGCGGCGGCACCAGAAAGUCAUCGAGGAAACGCCCAGCCCUUUCGUAGCCGGGCACCCAGGCCUCCGAGAACGCAUGUGCGCCGCCGCCGUGCGGCUCUGCAAAGCCAUCAGAUACAGCUCUGCCGGCACGGUCGAGUUCCUCGUGGACGACGCGUCCGGCGCAUUCUACUUCCUCGAGAUGAACACGCGCCUGCAGGUGGAGCACCCCGUCACCGAGGCGACCCGCCCGGGGCUGGACAUCGUCGCGCUCAUGGUCCGCCAGGGCGUCGCGCAGCACGAGGGGGGUGGGGUUGCCCUGGAGGAAGAGGAGGAGAGGUGGCGGGAUGCGCGCGGGCACGCCAUCGAGGCGCGGGUUUAUUGCGAGAACCCGAGCGCGGGGUUCAUGCCGGCGCCGGGGGUGCUGCAGUACGUCGAGCUCCCCGAGGAGAGGGAGUGCGUGCGGGUCGAUGGCUGGAUAUCGACGGGGACGACCGUGACGCCCUUCUUCGACCCGCUCGUGUGCAAGAUCAUCGUCUCGGGGUCGACGCGGGAGGAGGCGGUGCAGCGGAUGGUCGACGCGCUCGCCGCGACGAAGAUCAUGGGCCCGCCGAACAACGUCCGCUACCUCAAGGCGAUAUGCGAGAGCGAGACGUUUAACCUUGGCAAGGCGACGACGAAGUUCCUGGACAGCUUCGAGUUUGUGCCGCGGGCGGUGGACGUGCUCUCCCCCGGGCUCGACGCGACGAUCCAGGACUACCCGGGGCGGCUCCUCGGCCUGGGCAUCCCCCGCGGCGGGCCGAUGGACACGCUCGCCUUGCGCGCGGCCAAUAUCCUCGUCGGAAACGCACCCGGGAUGGAGGCACUGGAGCUUCUCCCGCUCACGCCCUGCCGGCUGCUGUUCCACGUGCCCGCAGUCAUCGCGGUGACCGGCGCGGACGCGGAGGUCAGUGUCGAUGGGAAGAAGGUAGGGACGUGGGAGAAGGUGGUGGUGGGUGCGGGUGGCAAGUUGGUCGUGAAAGGCGCGGGUAAGGGUGGGAGGGGGUGUAGAGCGUACGUUGCUGUGAGAGGGGGGUUUCCGGACGUGCCAAAGUAUUUGGGGAGUAAGAGUACAUCGACGGGGAUGGGUGGGUACCAGGGGCGUGCACUCGCGGCAGGCGACCACCUCGCGCUGGGCAAAUGCGAACCCGAAGACGACGAAGCGGCGAUGAAACUACCGCCCUCGCUCAUCCCCACAUACUCCUCAAACUGGACCGUUCACUGCCUCUCCGGCCCGCAUGACUCUGAAGAAUUCGUCACCGCAACAGGCAUCGAGGAGUUCUACGCCACGCCCUGGAAAGUGAGCGCCUCAAGCAACCGGAUGGGCAUCCGCCUCGAGGGUCCGAAGCUCCGCUGGGCGCGCGCGAGCGGCGGCGAGGGCGGGAGCCACCCGAGCAACGUGCACGACAACGGGUACGCGCUCGGCACGAUCAACGUGAACGGGGACACGCCCGUCAUCCUCACGAGCGACGGCCCGGAUAUGGGCGGGUACGUGUGCUUGUGCACGGUCGCGACGGGGGAUAUGUGGAAGCUUGGCCAGCUGCGCGCGGGGGACACCGUGCGGUUUAGGAGGGUGUCGUUUGGGGAUGCGAUGAGGUUGGUGGAUAGGGGUGUGCAGUGGUUGGAAGCGGUCAAGGAUGGUAGGCAUGAUUACACUGCAGAGGAGUUGGUCGCACCAGUUGCAGAGGAGGAUCGCAAGGGUCCAAUCCUCAAAGUUAUCCCCGCUGAACCGGCAACGGGCAGGCCACGAGUAGUCUUCCGACAGGCGGGAGAUUCAGCCAUCCUGGUAGAGUAUGGCGAGCUCCUCCUGGACCUCACCCUCCGCGCCCGCAUCCACGCAUUCGAAACCGCCGCAAAGGCUCAGAACAUCCCAGGGGUAUGGGCGUUCGGGCCAUGCAUUCGCUCCACCAUCGUGCGCUACGACCCCCUUACCACCCCGCAGUCCGCCCUCCUGUCCGCGCUCGUCGACGCCGAAAGCUCACUUCCGGACUCGAUGGAAUCCAUGACGUUCCCAGGGCGCAAGAUCACCUUCCCCGUGGUGCUCGACGACCGGUGGAGCAGGGAGGCGCUGGACCGGUACAUGCGCUCCAUCCGCGACAAGUCGGUGUACCUCCCCAGCAACAUUGAGUACCUCGCGCGCAAUAAUGGGUUGAAGGGCGGUGCGGCGGAGGCGCUGGAGUUGCUGACGAGGGGACCUUAUCUUGUGUUCGGUGUAGGGUUCUACCUCGCGUGUCCGUUCCUGGUCCCAAUCGACCCCCGCUGCCGCCUCGUCGGGCAGAAGAUGAACCCCUCGCGGACUUACACGCCCCGCGGCGCGAUCGGCAUCGCGGGCCUCGUUGCGGCCAUUUACCCGAUCGAGUCUCCGGGCGGGUACCAGCUGUACGGGCGCACGCUGCCCGUGUGGCAGACGUGGGGCCGCGGGCGCGAUUUUUCCGCGGCGCGGCCGUGGCUCCUCGAGCCAUUCGACCAGGUCGUGCUCCAGCCUGUGAGCGAGGGGGAGUACGUCGAGAUGGAGAAGCAGUUCGAUGCGGGGCGGUACGAAUUCAAGAUCGAGCCGGUGACGUUCUCGAUCGCGGAGUAUACCGCGUUCGUCGCGUCCGUCGCGGACGAGAUCAAGGAGUUCAAGGCGAGACAGGCGGAGGGCACCGCGAAGGAGGAGGCGCGCGAAGCCGAGCUCUUGAAAGAAUGGGAAGCCGAGAAGCAGAAGGCCGCUUCUUCCAGCACAGCGACGGCCGAAGCCCCGCAAGACGCAGGCGAGACCGUCACCGCCUCGCUCGCCGCGACCGUCUGGAAGAUCCACUGCACGCCCGGGGACACCAUCAAAGCAGCGGAGGACGUCCUCCUCGUGCUCGAGGCAAUGAAGACGGAGAUCAACGUCGAGGCGGGGGAGGAGAGCGUCGGGAAGAAAGUGAAGGGCAUCGCACCCUCCGAAGAGGGUAUUCCGGCCAGACCCCGCGCCCUGCUCACCCCUCACGGCUGA